AUGCCACGGACAUCCACGCUGACUCCCCUCUUGUUCCAGCUCACCGACUACGCCUUGUUCCCUCACCUUCAGCUCUUCACCUCGGCAUCGGAAUUGGUGUCUGGUUUGCUGGGGGCGGAUUUGACCGCCCUUCACCGGGCCAUGGCGGAGUUCAACGCCGCCUCUUGGCGCCGUUCUUCGGACUUCUACCGCGCAGCGAUCUGCUCCUUGCUGGAGGGUUCCGAGAUGGCCCUCACACCCCAGUUCUUGCCACAACCACUUCGAGCAGAAGACUGGGCCAACGUUUGCCGUACCUCUGUGCAGCCGGUGGUCAAGGUCAAAGUCAACCACUUCGCGCAGGACUGCUGGGAUCGCUGCGAGACGGGGGGCGACUGUGCUUGGUGUGGUUUUGGCCACGCUUGCUGCCGAAAGAACAGCACAAUUGAUCCGCCAGAGUGUGGCGGAGUGGUCGACUGGCCCACAGAUCGUCACCACACCUGCGUCAAGUCAGUGCGUCACGUGCCCGUCAAGCACGAGGGGCAGGAUUGCUACGAUUUCUGCAAAGGGGCGGGGCUCUGCAACUGGUGUGGUCACGGCAUGGCCUGCUGCAAGUAUGGAGAUAUCUACUCUCCGAACGAGUGUCGUGCAGUGGUCUACUAUUCCGCGCGGGAGCACCACGUCUGCGUGCAGCCCAGCUUCGAACAGCCGGUCUCCUUGCCGGCUUGGAAGAGGCCGGAAGAGCUGCCGGAUGACUGCCCCGAUGGCUACUCUCCAGGGCCCCUGGGCUGUGUUCUCAACGACGGCCCACGGCUGCAGACUUUUUAUGUCUACAGGGCAUUGGACGACGAAGAGAAUCGCACCUCCAACUUCAACGCCAUGAGCCUGAGUGGCCUCCUGUACUACGUGCACACCAGUGUACUGGGCUGCCCUCGAGCCAACGGGAUCACAAGGAUCAAGCGACUCCUUGUCACCGUCAAGAACACUCAGGAAGUUUACAGGAAGUACGAGAGGCAGUUCGCACCGCUCCUGUCUUUCCGGAAAGCCAGCGAAACGACCAAGGAGCUGAUCCUCCCCCACAAACAGCACUCGACCGAGUCGUCUGGCCUGCCAGUUCACGCACUGGCUUCUGUCACUUCUCAGCCGAAGCGGCAGAUUCCCUUGUGGAUGCGGUGGCGUAAGUUCUGGGGUGUGCUCACGAUCAUCAUCGCGAUUGUCGGCGUCAGCAUUUACAACCUGAAUGCCUCGGACGCUUCCCUGCUGCGAAAUGCACGCCAGUCUGUCAACUACCUUGCGGAAAGGCAGGCUGCCGACAUCACCCGUCAACUGCGUACAUCUGUCAGCAGCCUUCAAGCACUUGAUGGAAUUCUACAGAUCGAUCGGUGCAGCUCGGGCAUCGCAGACUUUGAUAGACUGGCAAUGACCCUAAUCGACACUUACAAGGGCAUCUCCAAUUUGCAGUUAGCACCCUUUGGAACACUCCAGCACAUCUAUCCUUUGGUGGAUUCAACCCAAGACAAUCGCGGUGCAUUGGGACUCGCACUUCUGCUGGAGCCAGCCCGCGCUAGUUUUGCACUCGCUUCCAUAAAGGCAAGAACCACCCAGGUAAGCGGGCCGCUGCGGCUCGUGCAAGGCGGGGUAGCUGCGAUUGCACAGCGGCCCAUUUUCUCGCGCUUCGCUCCGAAGUACUUGCCGGACGAGUGGUUCCUCGAUAUGGACGGGGUGAACCACAGCAGAAUCUGCUCCAUACCCGAGACACGCGACGAAGUGGAGUGCUCGUUUCCUGGUCCCCCGGAUCCGACUGGCGAUCCCACAUAUUUCUGGGGCUUUGUCAUCAUGCUGACUCGCAUCGAAGACUUCCUUGCUACAACGUCACUGGCGUCACUGGAGAGGGAAGGAGAAGGAAGCGUUGCCGGUAUCUCCCGGUUUGCCUAUGAGCUCUCGGAUCCAAGCCCACACCCUUCACUGGCAGACGUGGGCGGCAUAUGGCAGCGCUCCUCGAACACGGACGCGCUGAGCGACUCUGUCAUCGUGGACGUGGCCGUGGAAGAGUUCGGGUUUCGCUGGAUCCUCAAGGUCGCACCAAUGGAGGGGUGGCCGGUGGUGUCGGAAGAUUUCUGGAGGCAGCUCCUCUUGGUAUUGCCUCUUACAGCGAUGCUGGGUGUGCUUCUCGGUGUCUACAUCAUCUUCGCCCUGCGGAAGGAGGCGAUGAAGCUACAGGGCCUGGCAAGAUACCUCAAAGAGCAGAAGGUCUUGGCCAUCGAAAGUGCUGUGCACAACUUGAACACCUUUCAGUGCUCGAUGUAUCUCGUGGAGCUGGGCGACUUCUUGGAGAUGGGUGGGCUGGUCUGCCACGAAGACGCGCGGGAUGCCAAGAAGCUUUGUUGCUUUGAUCGCCCGGAAGAUGUCGUGGACAUCGCUCAGCUUUCUGGCGUGGUCUUCAUCAGCCAUCAGUGGACUGGCUUCGACCACCCUGACCCCCUGAACGUUCACUACGAGGCCAUACUUGUGGCCAUCAGGGGCUUGCAGCAGGAGGGCCUAAAGUGCGGCUACAUCUGGGCGGACUACAUAUCCAUCCCUCAGGCGAACAGCUUCCAGCAGCAGGCAGCCAUCAACUCCUUGGCGGUGUACGCCUCCGUGUGCUCGUCGCUGGUCUGCGUGGCUCCAAGGUGCAGACAUGCAGACACUGGUGCGGAGCUCAACAUGCACACGUACUGCGCCCGGGGAUGGUGUAGGCUCGAAGUUCUUGGCUUCAAGACUGGAACUUGCGAUACAGAGGAGAAGCAGCGGGCGGCAUUUAUUUGCGACGGGGACGAGCUUAGUCUCAUCACCGACACGACGAGUGACCUCUCUGAUGAGUUGAUCCUCCACGUGCUAGGGGGCUCGUUCACCUGCUGCAACAGGAGCCAUCCAGGGGGUGCGCUGUGUGACCGGCAGAAGAUUCGGGAUGUGCUGCUGGGCAUCUAUUGGAGACUCUUGGCGAUGAGGAGGGAUGGUGACAUGAACUGCGUGAUCUGGUCAGACCGCAUCCUACAGCUGGUGAGGACUGAUCCUGAGAAGUACUUCCCCAGCCAAAGUUGGUAUCGUUCAGAUCGCAUCGAUGAGAUGCAAGAGCAUUUCGAUGGGUAUCUGCCGAUCUUGCAAGUAAUGUUUGAGAAGGACACUCGGCUAGAACACGAAGAGCGACUACCGGUGUUUGGCCGGAAAACGGCAAAAAUGAUGGCCAUCUAA
Messenger RNA from Symbiodinium natans, 3207 nucleotides. Lineage: Eukaryota; Dinophyceae; Suessiales; Symbiodiniaceae. The record is from the annotation of a GenBank genome assembly.